CGGGCGGCUGUGCAGAGGGGUGAGCGCGGCCCGCUGACCGGAGCGCGGGGCCAUCGCUGGGCACCUCCUCCCUCUCCCGCGCCGCCUCCAGCGCGAGUGACAGCGCGUCCUCCGGGCUCGGGAGCGGCGGUGCCGCGCGAACAAUCCCGGGCAGGGCUCCACUCGCCGCUGGUGACAUCACUCCCAAAGAGACUCCCUGCUGUCGGCGCCUGCCUGGAGAGGCAUCUGUCCGUUUGUCUGUCUGCUGCUGGAGAGGGCUUAUCGUUGGCCGGGGACAAAGCCUGGGACCAAGGAGAGACAGGACCGGGAGAAGGAGGGAGAGCAAAGCCAGCGAGGGAAGAAGGACCCCGGCCGGCGACAGCAUGAAAUUCAGCGCAGCUCACUACUUGCUGCCUCUCCUGCCUGCGCUGGUCCUCAGCACCAGACAGGACUAUGAAGAGCUACAAAAGCAACUGAAAGAAGUCUUUAAGGAGCGAAGCACCAUCCUCCGUCAGCUGACAAAGACAUCAAGAGAACUUGAUGGAAUUAAAGUCAACCUUCUGUCUUUGAAAAAUGAAGAGAAAUCUGCCAAAACUGAUGUUCAGAAGCUUCUGGAAAUAGGUCAGAAACAAAGAGAACAAAUGAAGUCUCUCCAGGAGGCCCUGCAAAAUCAACUUAAAGAGACAUCUGAGAAAGCCGAAAAACAACAGGCUACUAUUAAUUUUUUAAAGACUGAAGUGGAAAGAAAGAGCAAAAUGAUCCGGGAUCUUCAGAAUGAGAAUAAAAGCUUGAAAAACAAACUCUUGUCAGGAAAUAAGCUCUGUGGCAUCCGUGCAGAAGAGUCAAAAAAAAUUCAAGCCCAGCUGAAGGAGCUUCGUUAUGGGAAGAAGGAUUUAUUAUUUAAGGCCCAACAGCUUACUGAUCUGGAACAAAAAUUAGCUGUGGCCAGAAAUGCGCUGGAGAAAGCAGCUCUUGAUCGGGAUUCACAACUGAAAGCACUGAAACAGACUGUGCAACUCUGCCUGUCAUCUGUUUUUCGUGAUCAACCACCCCCUCUGAGUCUAAUCAGGUCAAAUCCAACUCAGAUGUCAAUUCCACCCAGUCCCAUUGAUGUCAAGAUUCUAGAUGCAAGGACAAAAAGCAAGCCUGAACAAAGCACUCCUGGAAGCAGUGAGAACUCUCAAGUUGUUACAACAAAGGAAGAAAAUCUGAAUGCCCCUGAAUGCAAUUCUGAAAAUGAGGACAGGACAUGUUUGAUGAAGCAUAAAGAAAAUCCCCCAAGCAAUGGCAAUGCAAAACCAGAGCCUAUCCCACAGAAAUUGCAAAUGCCUCCUUGUACUGAAUGUGAAGUCGAAAAAACCCAAGGAAAAAAAUUCACCAGCUUUGAAGGAAGGGUGACUAAAGAAGAAAAAAUACUGUAGAUGUCAAGAAA
Molecule: messenger RNA, 1411 nt
Organism: Myotis myotis
Lineage: Eukaryota; Metazoa; Chordata; Mammalia; Chiroptera; Vespertilionidae
Gene: LUZP2
Product: leucine zipper protein 2
Exons: 12
Coding region: 363-1400 (345 amino acids)
Source: RefSeq, a predicted model, not a curated record